Molecule: messenger RNA, 1041 nt
Organism: Arabis nemorensis
Lineage: Eukaryota; Viridiplantae; Streptophyta; Magnoliopsida; Brassicales; Brassicaceae
Source: the annotation of a GenBank genome assembly
AUGCAUAGUGGAUAUGCUUUCGCUUCACCAAUUGUAUCUUUACGUCUCUCAAUUGAAAUCAAAAACCCAUUUUCAAAGCUUCGAGCUUUAUCAGCUCAAUUACCUAAAACCCAGAUUCAGAUCAACUCUUCCGAUAAAUCUCCGGCGAUUAAGGUUUCGUUACCGUCUCAUGUGAAUUCCAUUACCAGUACUUCAAACCCUUUUGUUAAACACUGCUUAAAGCUCCGUCAAAGCUCUUCUUAUCGCCACGCUCAUGGCUCUGUUCUUGUCGUUGGAGCAAUCCCAAUUAGGGAAGUAUGUAUGUUCCAAGAGAAUAAGAGAGGAAUCAAAACUGAGAUUGAAUGUUUACUUGUUCUAGAGAAAGCUCAGAUUCCACAAGGAUUAGAGAGUCUAAGUAUCCGUAUUGUUAUAGUUAGUUCUUUAGUGAUGAAGAAACUCUCUGGAGUGCAAUCUACUGAAUCUGUUGAAGCCAUUGCCUUGAUGAGAAUCCCUAAUAGCUUCAUUGAUCUUAAAGAUGAGGAAUACAUUACAACAGAUUGCAAGAAAUGGUUCCCUUAUGCUCAUCGAGUUCUUGUUUUAGACAGAAUUCAGGACCCGGGGAACCUUGGCACGUUAAUCAGAUCAGCUAUGGCUUUUAAUUGGGAUGGUGCGUUUCUGCUUCCGGGUUGUUGCGAUCCAUUCAACGACAAAGCUCUUCGAGCUAGUCGUGGUGCUUCGUUUCAACUCCCUAUAGUUUCCGGCAGUUGGAACCGCCUUCAGCUUCUAGAGCAUGAGUUUCAAAUGAAGCUAUUAGCUGGUCAUCCAGCAACUACUACUCAGAAACCGAAACCCGUUUCCAAACUUUCCUUCGAGUUUGCUCAAUCUUUAGAAGAGAAGCCCUUAUGUUUGAUCUUAGGGAGCGAAGGGCACGGUUUGUCUGAGCAGUCACGUAAAGUAUGCGAGCUCGUGAGCAUUCCUAUGGCAGGUGAGUUUGAAUCUCUUAACGUCUCUGUUGCUGGUGGUAUUUUCUUGUUCAUGCUUCAAUCUUGUUCCGGGUUUUAA